This is a messenger RNA of Camarhynchus parvulus, 2757 nucleotides long. It is a transcript of the gene CARS1, whose product is annotated as cysteinyl-tRNA synthetase 1. The record is from RefSeq and is a predicted model, not a curated record. Gene Ontology annotation, molecular function: ATP binding; cysteine-tRNA ligase activity. Gene Ontology annotation, biological process: cysteinyl-tRNA aminoacylation. Gene Ontology annotation, cellular component: cytoplasm. The coding region runs from base 86 to 2581 and encodes 831 amino acids. Lineage: Eukaryota; Metazoa; Chordata; Aves; Passeriformes; Thraupidae. The transcript is spliced from 23 exons.
GCGGGCGGGGCGAGGCUUCCGGACGCGCUGUUGCAUCAGCUCGGGAGCGAGGGCAGGCGGAGGCAGCAGCAGCAGCAGCUCCGGGAUGGCAGCAGCCGCCAGCGCCGAGCACGCUUCCAGCUACAGUUUUAUUCUGAGCAUUAGUGAAGAGGAAGCCAGGGUGAAGGCUCUGAACGAGUACCUGAGCACUCGUAGUUAUAUCCAGGGGUUCACAUUUUCACAUGCAGAUGUGGAGGUGUUCAGAAAGUUUUCGGGGCCACCUGUGGACCAGUAUAUCCAUGUUGUCCGGUGGUACAGACACAUAGAAGCAAUCUAUGAUGGCAGCAGUGACAAAAAUGAGCCUUGUAAACUUCAAACAAGUAAAGGCAAACGUGUGCAGCCUCCCUGGUCUCCCCCUGAAGGGACAAAACAUUCCAGGCUCUGCCUCUACAACAGCCUGACUCGAAGUAAGGAAGUAUUUCAGCCUCAGAAUGGAAAAAGGGUCUUGUGGUAUUGCUGUGGUCCAACAGUUUAUGAUGCUUCUCACAUGGGACAUGCCAGGUCCUACAUCUCAUUUGAUAUCCUGAGAAGAAUCUUGAGGGAUUAUUUUAAAUAUGAUGUUUUCUAUUGUAUGAAUAUUACAGAUAUUGAUGACAAGAUCAUCAAGAGAGCAAGACAAAAUCACCUUUUUGAACGAUAUAGAGAGAGCAAAUCCACACCAGAUCAGCUGCUUGAAGAUGUUAGAACUGCCUCAGAGCUCUUUUCAGUUAAACUAAAUGAAACAACAGACCCAGAUAAGAAGCAAAUGUUGGAAAGAAUUCAAAAUGCGGUGAAGUCUGCUUUUGACCCUCUACAAGAAGCUCUCCAAGCAAAGCUCCCUGCUGAAGAGAUCAACAGAUGUCAUGAGACACUGUUGGAAGAAGGCAAAGAUUUGCUGUCUGACUGGUUGGACACAAAAUAUGGCAGUCAGGUGACUGAUAAUUCCAUAUUCUCAAAGCUCCCCAAAUUCUGGGAAGGGGAAUUUCAUAAAGAUAUGGAAGCACUCAACGUUUUACCUCCAGACGUUUUAACACGGGUUAGUGAAUAUGUGCCAGAAAUUGUGGAUUUUGUGAAGAAGAUUGUGGAUAAUGGUUAUGGGUAUGUGUCUAAUGGAUCUGUAUACUUUGAUACUAUGAAGUUUGAUGCCAGUGAAAAACACUCCUAUGCUAAGUUGGUGCCUGAAGCUGUAGGUGAUCAGAAAGCUCUUCAAGAGGGUGAAGGUGACCUGAGCAUCUCAGCUGAUCGCUUAAGCGAGAAGCGUUCUCCAAACGAUUUUGCUUUAUGGAAGUCCUCCAAGCCAGGAGAGCCCUCAUGGGACUCUCCAUGGGGAAAGGGUCGUCCAGGUUGGCACAUUGAAUGUUCUGCCAUGGGUGGAUCUGUUCUAGGAGAGUCGAUGGACAUUCAUGGAGGAGGCUUUGAUCUCCGAUUUCCUCACCAUGACAAUGAACUGGCCCAGUCUGAGGCAUAUUUCGAAAAUGAUCACUGGGUUCGCUAUUUUCUGCAUACUGGGCACUUAACAAUUGCUGGCUGUAAAAUGUCCAAAUCUUUGAAGAAUUUCAUUACCAUAAAAGAUGCACUGAAGAAACACACAGCACGACAGUUACGGCUGGCUUUCCUCAUGCACUCUUGGAAGGAUACACUGGAUUAUUCAAGUAAUACCAUGGAGUCAGCUAUUCAAUAUGAGAAGUUUAUGAAUGAGUUUUUUUUGAAUGUGAAGGAUAUUCUUCGAGCUCCCACUGAUGUGACAGGCCAGUUUCAGAAAUGGGAAAAUCAAGAAGUAGAGCUGAACAAAAAUUUUUACGAGAAGAAAGCAGCAAUUCAUGAAGCACUGUGUGACAAUGUUGACACCCGCUCGGUUUUAGAAGAAAUGCGCUCGUUAGUCAGCCAGAGUAACUCCUAUAUUGCUGCAAAGAAAUCCUCCAGACAGAUGCCAAACAGACUUCUUUUAGAAAACAUCAGCUCCUAUCUCACUCAAAUGCUAAAGAUUUUUGGUGCCAUAGAAAGUGAUGAUGCAAUUGGUUUUCCUGUUGGAGGGACUAGUCAAAACAUAAACAUUGAGUCUACAGUGAUGCCAUACCUCCAAGUUCUUUCUGAGUUCAGAGAAGGAGUGCGACAAAUCGCCAGAGAGAAGAAAGUAACUGAAGUGCUGCAGUUGAGUGAUGCUCUUCGGGAUGACAUCCUGCCUGAAUUUGGAGUUCGAUUUGAAGAUCAUGAAGGACUUCCAACUGUGGUUAAAUUAGUGGAUAAGGACACAUUAUUGAAAGAAAGAGAAGAAAAGAAAAAGAUAGAAGAAGAGAAAAAAAGGAAGAAAGAAGAAGCAGCCAGGAAAAAACAACAGCAGGAAGCAGCAAAACUGGAAAAAAUGAAGAUUCCACCACAUGAAAUGUUUAAAUUGGAACUUGACAAAUAUUCCAUGUUUGAUGAAAAUGGAUUUCCUACCCAUGAUACAGAAGGCAAAGAACUUAGCAAAGGACAAAUUAAGAAGCUAAAGAAACUUUAUGAAACCCAAGAAAAGCUACACAAGGAGUAUCUACAAAUGGUUCAGAAUGGAAGUGCAAAUUGAAAACAACAGGACUUUUUAUGUAGAAGGCGAGUGCUGGAUUCCCGUUGAAGAAGUGAGCAUAUACUGCUGCUCAAAUUUCUGUUUACACUUUCUAUUAUGUGCAAAGUCAAAUUCCUGUUUACGUGGGUUAAGAAUGUCAUCUGGAAAUGUAAUAAAAAUCCAUCAUUAAAAAAAAA